AACAACUCCAGCCGAAUAUGUUCACUACAAGCCCACCACCACUGCAGCAUCGCAGAGCGAUACCCCCAUGAUGGGGGACUACGAUUGGAAAGACAAUGUCACCGCUACGUUUCCAACGAAGACAACGAAGACGAACGAGAAAGAGAUGCUUCACGGCCUGAACGACCGUUUCGCGAGUUUCAUCGAGAAGGUGCGUCACUUGGAGCACCAGAACGAGCUGCUGGAACGAGAGAUCGAGGACAUCCGACAGAAAGAGCAGACCCCGGCGUCUCUGCAGCAGACCUUCGGACCCGAGCUGGAGGACCUGCGAAAGCUGCUGCGUGACAUCACACACCAGAAACACCAGAUCGAGGUAGAGCACCAGACCCUGGAGCAGGACCUGAUCGACCUGAGGGACAAAUACGACACCGAGGUAAGCGUCAGAGCUGACGCCGAGACCAACAUCGUCCUCUUGAAAAGGGACAUCGACGACGCGUAUCGGGCCAAACUUGAGCUCGACAAGAAGUCCCAGGCCAUCUCUGAGGAAAUCGACGCUUUGAAGAGGAACCACGACUCUGAGGUGUCACAGCUGAUCGCACAACUCAACGAUGCGCAAGAAGGAGCCUCUGUUAGAGCGAACGAGUUUGGGUGUCCCGAACUCACUGCCGCACUCCGGGAUAUCCGGGCACAGCUGGAAGACCACGCCGUGUCCGACCUCCACAAGGCGGAGGAAAGUUAUCACAUCCAGGUUUCAAAGUUAACCGAGGCGACUGAAAUGAAGCGCGAGGCGCUGAAGGCGUCCAAGCUGGAGAUCCAGGAAUACAGGAAGAGACUGCAGAGCAAGAGUGUCGAGCUGGACUGCGUUAAAGGAACAAGAGAAGCUCUGGAAAGGCAACUUCGCGAGAUCGAGGAAUGCCAUAACGAGGAAAUCAUUCAUUAUCAGGACACUAUCAAAGAGCUAGAAAACGAGCUCAUCAAUAUCAAAUUUGACAUGUCGAGUCACCUGAGAGAAUACCACGACCUACUGAAUGUGAAAAUGGCUCUGGAUGUGGAAAUACUCUCUUACAGAAAACUCCUGGAAGGCGAGGAGAGUCGUCUUUUGGCCGUUUCGGACUCCCAGCAGCAACUCCCCGCCCCCUACAUCUACAGACAGUCCCCCAUCUACACCCUACCCUGUCUGGGGGAGCAGAGGAGGACCCAGAAGCCCCAGUACAAGUUUGUGGAGGAGAUCGUCACCGAAACCACCAGGGAAAUAGAGAUGUCCGAGUUUGAAGAGACUUGCUCGGAAGAAGAGGAGGAAGAGAUGGUUCGAGAUCAAAACGAGGAAAAAGAUGUCAAACGUGAGAGUGGGAGGAAGAGAAAGGAUGAAGAAGAAGAGGAGGGUGAGGGUGUGGAAGAUAGUCCAAAGGAGGAAGGUGUGCCGGAGUGUCACGAUGAGCAGCAUCAUGGGGUAGAGCAGAGUGAAGAGGAGGAUGAGGAAGGUGUGGUGAGCUGUGAUGAAGAAACACGCAUUCAAACACACAUGCAAUUGCCAUGUAGUGAACAUAGUGAACAGUCCAGCAGAGCAGAGGAAACCAGCCAACAAGAGAGCAGAGAUAUAGAUGGAGUUAUGGAUGGAAGUGAGUCAGCAGACAAUGUAGAAAAAGAGGCAGAAGAGAGCCAAGAGAACGUUGCUUCUUUAAAACCAGAAUCUGAUACAAAGUCAGAGCUCCUUAUGGAGACAGACCUGUUAAAAGACACCUUAGAAAGUACAGCAUUAUCGAGGGAUGAUAUCCAACAGAUAUCUGAUAUUGUUGUCACAGUGAAAGUAGAACCAGUAAAGAAAGCAGUUUCCCUAAAACCAGAAUCUGAUACCAGGUCAGAGGUAACAAUAGUGGAUCAACUGUUAAAAGCCACAGAAACCCUAGAAAAGACAGUAGAAGCAAAGCAAGAAGAAGAUUUAAUCGGACAUCAAGAGGUUUUGGAUAUUGUUGAGGCAGGGAAGUUAGAACUAGUAGAGAAAGGUGCUUCCUUAAAACCAGAAUAUGAUACUAGGUCAGAAGUCACUAUGCAGGAUGAAGUGUUACAAACCACAGAAACCUUUGAACAUAUAGUAUCAGCCAAGGAGGACAAUGAUUCAAUGAGAGAGCCGGUGGUAUCUGCUAUUGUUGAUGAAGUGAAGAUUAAGAAGGAUGCCCCUUCAGUCCCCGAUACCAGCUCAGAGGAGACCAAGCAGGAUGAAUUAUUAAAACCCCUAGAACAUACAGACGAGCAGGAAGUCAAAGAUUCGGUAACAGAUCAACAGUUAUCUGAAAGUAUUGAAACAUUGAAAGUAGAAAAUACAGAGAAAGUGGUUUCCUUUAAACCAGAAUCUGACACCAGCUCAGAAGUCACUGUGGCGGAUCAACUAUUAAAAACUACAGAAACCCUAGAGAAUACAUUUCAAGCAAAGAAAGAUAAAGAUUUAGUCAGAGAUCAAGAGCUUACUGAUAUUGUUCCCACAUUGGAGGUAGAGCCAGUAAGGAAAGUGACUUCACUAAAACCAGAAUCAGAGACCUUGACAGAGGUCACCAUGGAGGGUGAACAGUCACAAAUGACAGAAGCCCCAACAAAAAAUACAGUAGUAACAAAGGAAGAGAAAGAUUCACUGAGAGAUGAAGAUGUAUCUGAUAUUGUUGAGGCAGUAAAGGUAGAACCAAUUGAGAGUGUUGCUUUAAUAAAACCACAAUCUGAUAUGAAGUUUGAGGAGGAACAACAGCUAAAACCCACAGAACCCUUAGAAGAUACAGUAGGAGUGAACGAUUCACAGAGUGACCUUGGGUUAUCUGAUAUCCUUGAUCAAGUAAAGGUAGAAAUAGUACAGAAAGUUGCUGAUGUCGAAUCCGAUCCUAUUACAGAGCACACUAUGGAGGUAGAACUAUUGCAACCCAAAGUAACCCUAGAGCAUAUGGCGGAAGACAAGGACGAUUCUGAAAGAGAGAUGUUAAUGAUGGACGUUUUCGAGGCAGUGAAGGAAAAACCAGCAGAGAAGGUUCCUUCAAUAAGACCAGAAUUGGAAACCAGGUCAGUUGUGACCAUGGAUGAGGGAGAUCACAAACCAUCUGGACAUGUAGAUGGGUCUCUCUCUUUGUCAGAUUAUGCCAUCGACGAACACACUUAUUUGACUACAGACAUUAAGUUGGGUCUUUCCUCUGAGAUAGCAGUAGACCCAGAGAACCUGUCAAAUAUCAUAGGCCAUGUCCAUCCAAGCCCAUCUAAGAGCAAAUUAGUGGAAGCUAGCGGCACAGAACCAGCAGCAAUAGCAAUCAGUGAAACAGACACAGUAAAGCCUAUAAUUCAGAGUGAAGGGACAGAGAGAACUCUUGGUACAGAUCCUCAAAAUGUAGAAAUUGAUAUAAAGUCUGAAGAUAAUCAAGAAGAAACUAAACUUCUAAAAUUAAAAGUUCCAUUGGAGAAGACUCUUGUAGCUGCAGAUGGCAAAGAAUCACAGCAGGAGAUACCGAGCAACAUUGUGCAAAAAACAGAAACACCACAAGAGCCUGAAGUCCCACUCAAGUCUAGUGGAGAACUGUCUGAAAUGCAUCCCAGUGGUAUUUAUGAGGUAAGGGUGGAGGACACUGAAGAGCUCAAAGAAUUACAGUUGGAUGAGGCAAGCAGCACAAUCCAUGAAAUGGAAACAGAAAUAUCUAAAGAGCCAGAUCUCCCUCUCAAGUCUAGUGGAGAUCCUUCUGAAAGCCAAACCAGUGGAUCGUCUGAGGUGAAGGUGGACCAACCUGAAGGUGUCAAAGAAUCACAGCAGGAGGAGGUAACAAAUAGCACAGUCCAGAAAACAGAAACUUCUCAAGAAACUAUCAAGCCUAGUGGGGAACCUUCUGAAUACCAACCCAUUGGUAUCUCUGAGGCAAAGGUGGAGAAAACUGCAGAUUUCAAAGCAUUACCACAGGAGAUAUCAAGCAGCGCAGCCCGGAAAACAGAAACAGAAACAUCUCAUGCGUCUGAAGUCCCCGUCAAGUCUGUUGAAGAGCAGUUUGAAAUUCAACCCAGUGAGACAUCUGAUGUAGAGGAAGAGAAAACUGUAUACCUCAAAGAAUCAGAGCAUGAGAAAACCAUCAGCCCAGUGCGGAAAACUGAACCUUCUCAAGAACCUCCCAAGUUCAGAGGAGAACCCUCUCAAAGCCAACCCAUUGGAUUUUCUGAUGUGAAGGUGGAGAAAACUGCUGAUCUCAAGCAAUUAAAACAGGAGAUAAGAAGCCCAGUUCAGGAAACUGAAACUUUGCAAGAGCCUGAGGUCCCCUUAAAGUCUACAGGAGAACCUUCUGAAAGCCAAACCAGUGGGGCAUCUGAGGCAGAGAAGACUGUAGAUCAAAAGGAAUUAGAGCAGGAGAAAACCAACAACCUGCUCAAGAAAACAGAAACUUCUCAAAAACCUCUCAAGAUUAGUGCAGAAGCUUCUGAAAGUCAACCCAUAGUAUCACCUGUGGCAAAGGUGGAGAAGAUUGAAGAUGUCGCAGCAUCAAAACAGGAGAUACCAAGCAGCACAGUCCAUGAAACGGAAACAGAAAUAUCUGAAGUACCUGACGUCCCCCUGCAGUCUGGUGGAGAUCCUUCUGAAAACUUAAUCUAUGAUAUUUCGGAGGUGGAGAAAACUGCUGAUCACAAAGAAUUACAACAGGAGAUAACAAGCCACCCUGUACAAAAAACAGAAACACCACAAGAGCCUAAAGACAGCCUCAAGCCUAGUGGAAAAUCUUCUGAAAGCCAAACCAGUGGAUCGUCUGAGGUAAAGGUGGACCAACCUGAAGGUGUCAAAGAAUCACAACAGGAGCAAGUAACAAGUAGCACAGUCCAGAAAACAGAAACAUCUCAAGAAACUCUCAAGCCUAGUGGGGAACCUUCUGAAUACCAACCCAUUGGUAUCUCUGAGGCAAAGGUGGAGAAAACUGCAGAUUUCAAAGCAUUACCACAGGAGAUAUCAAGCAGCCCAGCCCGGAAAACAGAAACAUGUCAUGCGUCUGAAGUCCCUGUCAAGUCUGUUGAAGAGCAGUUUGAAAUUCAACCCAGUGAGACAUUUAAUGUAGAGGAAGAGAAAACUGUAUACCUCAAAGAAUCAGAGCAUGAGAAAACCAUCAGCCCAGUGCAGAAAACUGAACCUUCUCAAGAACCUCCCAAGUUCAGAGGAGAACCCUCUCAAAGCCAACCCAUUGGAUUUUCUGAUGUGAAGGUGGAGAAAACUGCUGAUCUCAAGCAAUUAAAACAGGAGAUAAGAAGCCCAGUUCAGGAAACUGAAACUUUUCAAGAGCCUGAGGUCCCCUUAAAGUCUACAGGAGAACCUUCUGAAAGCCAAACCAGUGGGGCAUCUGAGGCAGAGAAGACUGUAGAUCAAAAGGAAUUAGAGCAGGAGAAAACCAACAACCUGCUCAAGAAGACAGAAGCUUCUCAAAAACCUCUCAAGAUUAGUGCAGAAGCUUCUGAAAGUCAACCCAUAGUAUCACCUGUGGCAAAGGUGGAGAAGACUGAAGAUGUCGAAGCAUUAAAACAGGAGAUACCAAGCAGCACAGUCCAUGAAACGGAAACAGAAAUAUCUGAAGUACCUGACGUCCCCCUGCAGUCUGGUGGAGAUCCUUCUGAAAACUUAAUCCAUGAUAUUUCGGAUGUGGAGAAAACUGCUGAUCACAAAGAAUUACAACAGGAGAUAACAAGCCACCCUGUACAAAAAACAGAAACACCACAAGAGCCUAAAGACAGCCUCAAGCCUAGUGGAAAAUCUUCUGAAAGCCAAACCAGUGGAUCGUCUGAGGUAAAGGAGGACCAACCUGAAGGUGUCAAAGAAUCACAACAGGAGCAAGUAACAAGUAGCACAGUCCAGAAAACAGAAACAUCUCAAGAAACUCUCAAGCCUAGUGGGGAACCUUCUGAAUACCAACCCAUUGGUAUCUCUGAGGCAAAGGUGGAGAAAACUGCAGAUUUCAAAGCAUUACCACAGGAGAUAUCAAGCAGCGCAGCCCGGAAAACAGAAACAGAAACAUCUCAUGCGUCUGAAGUCCCCGUCAAGUCUGUUGAAGAGCAGUUUGAAAUUCAACCCAGUGAGACAUCUGAUGUAGAGGAAGAGAAAACUGUAUACCUCAAAGAAUCAGAGCAUGAGAAAACCAUCAGCCCAGUGCAGAAAACUGAACCUUCUCAAGAACCUCCCAAGUUCAGAGGAGAACCCUCUCAAAGCCAACCCAUUGGAUUUUCUGAUGUGAAGGUGGAGAAAACUGCUGAUCUCAAGCAAUUAAAACAGGAGAUAAGAAGCCCAGUUCAGGAAACUGAAACUUUGCAAGAGCCUGAGGUCCCCUUAAAGUCUACAGGAGAACCUUCUGAAAGCCAAACCAGUGGGGCAUCUGAGGCAGAGAAGACUGUAGAUCAAAAGGAAUUAGAGCAGGAGAAAACCAACAACCUGCUCAAGAAAACAGAAACUUCUCAAAAACCUCUCAAGAUUAGUGCAGAAGCUUCUGAAAGUCAACCCAUAGUAUCACCUGUGGCAAAGGUGGAGAAGAUUGAAGAUGUCGCAGCAUCAAAACAGGAGAUACCAAGCAGCACAGUCCAUGAAACGGAAACAGAAAUAUCUGAAGUACCUGACGUCCCCCUGCAGUCUGGUGGAGAUCCUUCUGAAAACUUAAUCCAUGAUAUUUCGGAGGUGGAGAAAACUGCUGAUCACAAAGAAUUACAACAGGAGAUAACAAGCCACCCUGUACAAAAAACAGAAACACCACAAGAGCCUAAAGACAGCCUCAAGCCUAGUGAAAUAUCUUCUGAAAGCCAAACCAGUGGAUCGUCUGAGGUAAAGGUGGACCAACCUGAAGGUGUCAAAGAAUCACAACAGGAGCAAGUAACAAGUAGCACAGUCCAGAAAACAGAAACAUCUCAAGAAACUCUCAAGCCUAGUGGGGAACCUUCUGAAUACCAACCCAUUGGUAUCUCUGAGGCAAAGGUGGAGAAAACUGCAGAUUUCAAAGCAUUACCACAGGAGAUAUCAAGCAGCCCAGCCCGGAAAACAGAAACAGAAACAUGUCAUGCGUCUGAAGUCCCUGUCAAGUCUGUUGAAGAGCAGUUUGAAAUUCAACCCAGUGAGACAUUUAAUGUAGAGGAAGAGAAAACUGUAUACCUCAAAGAAUCAGAGCAUGAGAAAACCAUCAGCCCAGUGCAGAAAACUGAACCUUCUCAAGAACCUCCCAAGUUCAGAGGAGAACCCUCUCAAAGCCAACCCAUUGGAUUUUCUGAUGUGAAGGUGGAGAAAACUGCUGAUCUCAAGCAAUUAAAACAGGAGAUAAGAAGCCCAGUUCAGGAAACUGAAACUUUUCAAGAGCCUGAGGUCCCCUUAAAGUCUACAGGAGAACCUUCUGAAAGCCAAACCAGUGGGGCAUCUGAGGCAGAGAAGACUGUAGAUCAAAAGGAAUUAGAGCAGGAGAAAACCAAAAACCUGCUCAAGAAAACAGAAACUUCUCAAAAACCUCUCAAGAUUAGUGCAGAGCCUUCUGAAAGUCAACCCAUAGUAUCACCUGUGGCAAAGGUGGAGAAGACUGAAGAUGUCGAAGCAUUAAAACAGGAGAUACCAAGCAGCACAGUCCAUGAAACGGAAACAGAAAUAUCUGAAGUACCUGAAGUCCCCCUGAAGUCUGGUGGAGAUCCUUCUGAAAGCCUAAUCCAUGAUAUUUCUGAGGUGGAGAAAACUGCUGAUCACAAAGAAUUGCAACAGGAGAUAACAAGCCAACCUGUACAAAAAACAGAAACACCACAAGAGCCUAAAGACAGCCUCAAGCCUAGUGGAAAAUCUUCUGAAAGCCAAACCAGUGGAUCGUCUGAGGUAAAGGUGGACCAACCUGAAGGUGUCAAAGAAUCACAGCAGGAGCAGGUAACAAGUAGCACAGUCCAGAAAACAGAAACAUCUCAAGAAACUCUCAAGCCUAGUGGGGAACCUUCUGAAUACCAACCCAUUGGUAUCUCUGAGGCAAAGGUGGAGAAAACUGCAGAUUUCAAAGCAUUACCACAGGAGAUAUCAAGCAGCCCAGCCCGGAAAACAGAAACAAAAACAUCUCAUGCGUCUGAAGUUCCUGUCAAGUCUGUUGAAGAGCAGUUUGAAAUUCAACCCAGUGAGACAUCUGAUGUAGAGGAAGAGAAAACUGUAUACCUCAAAGAAUCAGAGCAUGAGAAAACCAUCAGCCCAGUGCAGAAAACUGAACCUUCUCAAGAACCUCCCAAGUUCAGAGGAGAACCCUCUCAAAGCCAACCCAUUGGAUUUUCUGAUGUGAAGGUGGAGAAAACUGCUGAUCUCAAGCAAUUAAAACAGGAGAUAAGAAGCCCAGUUCAGGAAACUGAAACUUUGCAAGAGCCUGAGGUCCCCUUAAAGUCUACAGGAGAACCUUCUGAAAGCCAAACCAGUGGGGCAUCUGAGGCAGAGAAGACUGUAGAUCAAAAGGAAUUAGAGCAGGAGAAAACCAACAACCUGCUCAAGAAAACAGAAACUUCUCAAAAACCUCUCAAGAUUAGUGCAGAGCCUUCUGAAAGUCAACCCAUAGUAUCACGUGUGGCAAAGGUGGAGAAGACUGAAGAUGUCGAAGCAUUAAAACAGGAGAUACCAAGCAGCACAGUCCAUGAAACGGAAACAGAAAUAUCUGAAGUACCUGAAGUCCCCCUGAAGUCUGGUGGAGAUCCUUCUGAAAGCCUAAUCCAUGAUAUUUCUGAGGUGGAGAAAACUGCUGAUCACAAAGAAUUGCAACAGGAGAUAACAAGCCAACCUGUACAAAAAACAGAAACACCACAAGAGCCUAAAGACAGCCUCAAGCCUAGUGGAAAAUCUUCUGAAAGCCAAACCAGUGGAUCGUCUGAGGUAAAGGUGGACCAACCUGAAGGUGUCAAAGAAUCACAGCAGGAGCAGGUAACAAGUAGCACAGUCCAGAAAACAGAAACAUCUCAAGAAACUCUCAAGCCUAGUGGGGAACCUUCUGAAUACCAACCCAUUGGUAUCUCUGAGGCAAAGGUGGAGAAAACUGCAGAUUUCAAAGCAUUACCACAGGAGAUAUCAAGCAGCCCAGCCCGGAAAACAGAAACAAAAACAUCUCAUGCGUCUGAAGUUCCUGUCAAGUCUGUUGAAGAGCAGUUUGAAAUUCAACCCAGUGAGACAUCUGAUGUAGAGGAAGAGAAAACUGUAUACCUCAAAGAAUCAGAGCAUGAGAAAACCAUCAGCCCAGUGCAGAAAACUGAACCUUCUCAAGAACCUCCCAAGUUCAGAGGAGAACCCUCUCAAAGCCAACCCAUUGGAUUUUCUGAUGUGAAGGUGGAGAAAAAUGCUGACCUCAAGCAAUUAAAACAGGAGAUAAGAAGCCCAGUUCAGAAAACUGAAACAUUGCAAGAGCCUGAGGUCCCCUUAAAGCCUACUGGAGAACCUUCUGAAAGCCAAACCAGUGGGGCAUCUGAGGCAGAGAAGACUGUAGAUCAAAAGGAAUUAGAGCAGGAGAAAACCAACAACCUGCUCAAGAAAACAGAAACUUCUCAAAAACCUCUCAAGAUUAGUGCAGAACCUUCUGAAAGUCAACCCAUAGUAUCACCUGUGGCAAAGGUGGAGAAGACUGAAGAUGUCGAAGCAUUAAAACAGGAGAUACCAAGCAGCACAGUCCAUGAAACGGAAACAGAAAUAUCUGAAGUACCUGACGUCCCCCUGCAGUCUGGUGGAGAUCUUUCUGAAAGCCUAAUCCAUGAUAUUUCUGAGGUGGAGAAAACUGCUGAUCACAAAGAAUUACAACAGGAGAUAACAAGCCACCCUGUACAAAAAACAGAAACACCACAAGAGCCUAAAGACAGCCUCAAGCCUAGUGGAAAAUCUUCUGAAAGCCAAACCAGUGGAUCGUCGGAGGUAAAGGUGGACCAACCUGAAGGUGUCAAAGAAUCAAAGCAGGAGCAAGUAACAAGUAGCACAGUCCAGAAAACAGAAACAUCUCAAGAAACUAUCAAGCCUAGUGGGAAACCUUCUGAAUACCAACCCAUUGGUAUCUCUGAGGCAAAGGUGGAGAAAACUGCAGAUUUCAAAGCAUUACCACAGGAGAUAUCAAGCAGCCCAGUCCGGAAAACAGAAACAGAAACAUGUCAUGCGUCUGAAGUCCCUGUCAAGUCUGUUGAAGAGCAGUUUGAAAUUCAACCCAGUGAGACAUCUGAUGUAGAGGAAGAGAAAACGGUAUAUCUCAAAGAAUCAGAGCAUGAGAAAACCAUCAGCCCAGUGCAGAAAACUGAACCUUCUCAAGAACCUCCCAAGUUCAGAGGAGAACCCUCUCAAAGCCAACCCAUUGGAUUUUCUGAUGUGAAGGUGGAGAAAACUGCUGAUCUCAAACAAUUAGAACAGGAGAUAAGAAGCCCAGUUGAGAAAACUGAAACAUUGCAAGAGCCUGAGGUCCCCUUAAAGUCUACUGGAGAACCUUCUGAAAGCCAAACCAGUGGGGCAUCUGAGGCAGAGAAGACUGUAGAUCAAAAGGAAUUAGAGCAGGAGAAAACCAACAACCUGCUCAAGAAAACAGAAACUUCUCAAAAACCUCUCAAGAUUAGUGCAGAACCUUCUGAAAGUCAACCCAUAGUAUCACCUGUGGCAAAGGUGGAGAAGACUGAAGAUGUCGAAGCAUUAAAACAGGAGAUACCAAGCAGCACAGUCCAUGAAACGGAAACAGAAAUAUCUGAAGUACCUGACGUCCCCCUGCAGUCUGGUGGAGAUCUUUCUGAAAGCCUAAUCCAUGAUAUUUCUGAGGUGGAGAAAACUGCUGAUCACAAAGAAUUACAACAGGAGAUAACAAGCCACCCUGUACAAAAAACAGAAACACCACAAGAGCCUAAAGACAGCCUCAAGCCUAGUGGAAAAUCUUCUGAAAGCCAAACCAGUGGAUCGUCGGAGGUAAAGGUGGACCAACCUGAAGGUGUCAAAGAAUCAAAGCAGGAGCAAGUAACAAGUAGCACAGUCCAGAAAACAGAAACAUCUCAAGAAACUAUCAAGCCUAGUGGGAAACCUUCUGAAUACCAACCCAUUGGUAUCUCUGAGGCAAAGGUAGAGAAAACUGCAGAUUUCAAAGCAUUACCACAGGAGAUAUCAAGCAGCCCAGUCCGGAAAACAGAAACAGAAACAUGUCAUGCGUCUGAAGUCCCUGUCAAGUCUGUUGAAGAGCAGUUUGAAAUUCAACCCAGUGAGACAUCUGAUGUAGAGGAAGAGAAAACGGUAUAUCUCAAAGAAUCAGAGCAUGAGAAAACCAUCAGCCCAGUGCAGAAAACUGAACCUUCUCAAGAACCUCCCAAGUUCAGAGGAGAACCCUCUCAAAGCCAACCCAUUGGAUUUUCUGAUGUGAAGGUGGAGAAAACUGCUGAUCUCAAACAAUUAGAACAGGAGAUAAGAAGCCCAGUUGAGAAAACUGAAACAUUGCAAGAGCCUGAGGUCCCCUUAAAGUCUACUGGAGAACCUUCUGAAAGCCAAACCAGUGGGGCAUCUGAGGCAGAGAAGACUGUAGAUCAAAAGGAAUUAGAGCAGGAGAAAACCAACAACCUGCUCAAGAAAACAGAAACUUCUCAAAAACCUCUCAAGAUUAGUGCAGAACCAUCUGAAAGUCAACCCAUAGUAUCACCUGUGGCAAAGGUGGAGAAGACUGAAGAUGCCAAAGCAUUAAAACAGGAGAUACCAAGCAGCACAGUCCAUGAAACGGAAACAGAAAUAUCUGAAGUACCUGACGUCCCCCGGCAGUCUGGUGGAGAUCCUUCUGAAAGCCAAAUCCAUGAUAUUUCUGAGGUCGAGAAAACUGCUGAUCACAAAGAAUUACAACAGGAGAUAACAAGCCACCCUGUACAAAAAACAGAAACACCACAAGAGCCUAAAGACAGCCUCAAGCCUAGUGGAAAAUCUUCUGAAAGCCAAACCAGUGGAUCGUCUGAGGUAAAGGUGGACCAACCUGAAGGUGUCAAAGAAUCACAGCAGGAGCAAGUAACAAGUAGCACAGUCCAGAAAACAGAAACAUCUCAAGAAACUCUCAAGCCUAGUGGGGAACCUUCUGAAUACCAACCAAUUGGUAUCUUUCAGGCAAAGGUGGAGAAACCUGCAGAUUUCAAAGCAUUACCACAGGAGAUAUCAAGCAGCCCAGUCCGGAAAACAGAAACAGGAACUUCUCAUGCCCCUGAAGUCCCAGUCAAGUGUGUUGAAGAGCUAUCAGAAAUUCAACCCAGUGAGACAUCAGAUAUAGUGGUUGAGAAAACAGUAUACCUCAAAGAAUCAGAGCAGGAGAUAACAAGCAGCCCAGUUCAGAAAACUGAAACUUCUCAAGAACCUCCCAAGUCUGGUGGAGGAGCCUCUAAAAGCCAACCCAUUGGUUUUUCUGAUGUGAAGGAGGGGAAAACUGCUGAUCUCAAAGAAUUAGAGCAGGAGAUAAGAAGCCCGGUUCAGAAAACUGAAACUUUUCAAGAGCCUGAAGUCCCAUUAAAAUCUCGUGGAGAACCUUCUGAAAGCCAAACCACUGGGGCGUCUGAGGCAGAGAAGCCUGUAGAUGUCAAAGAAUCAGAGCAAGAGAAAAGAAGCACCACGCUCAAAAAAACUGAAACUGAAAACUCUGAGGCAAAGGUGGAGAAGACAGAAGAUGUCAAAGCAUUGCAACAGGAGAUACCAAGCAGCACAAUCUGCAAGGCAGAAACCUCUCAAAAGCCUGUUGUACCAAUCUUUUCUAGUGGAUCAGCUACUGAAAGCCAAACCAGUGGUUGGUCUGAGGUGAAGGUGGAGAAAACAGAAGAUGUCAAAGAAUCACAGCAGGGUCUAACAAGUAGCUCAAUCCCAAAAAACGAAGCUUACCAAGGGCUGCCAAAAUCUAGUGAAGAAACAAGCAACACAAUCCAGAAAACAGAAACAUCUCCAAGCUCACUAGACCUCAAGUCUAGUGAAGAGCCUUCUAAAUGCCGGACCACUGAAUCGUCUCAGGUCGAGAAGAUCAAACCCUCAGGCCAUGAUCAAGAUAUUUCAACCUCCAGUUUGGAUGGUGGUGAUUAUGGGAAGGCUGAAGAUGAGAAAACUAAACCAAUAGAUGUCGUUGAGGCAAAAGACCAGAUGUGACCAAAGACAAGAUGAAAAUUAAACAUCAUGACCAUGUCAUCGGUGAACAAGACAUGGUCAAAUGCUUACAAUGUUUUGCAAUAGCCCUUUGGAAACCUGAUGAUAUGCAUCAACACUGUGAAAAUAUUAAUGUUUAAACAGCAUGAUGUUAAUCUAUUAAUCAAAUGCUGGAUGUAGGCUGCUUUACAUCAGAACUGAAGCAAAUUAUACAUUGCCUGAA
Gadus morhua (Atlantic cod) is the source of this 13274-nucleotide messenger RNA. Its product is annotated as titin-like. The transcript is spliced from 3 exons. Gene Ontology annotation, molecular function: structural constituent of cytoskeleton. The coding region runs from base 68 to 13054 and encodes 4328 amino acids. Gene Ontology annotation, biological process: neurofilament bundle assembly. Gene Ontology annotation, cellular component: axon; cytoplasm; intermediate filament. The record is from RefSeq and is a predicted model, not a curated record. NCBI's taxonomy places the organism in Eukaryota, Metazoa, Chordata, Actinopteri, Gadiformes, Gadidae.